GGGGAUCAGACGACUUUUGCCUCCCGCGGGCUGCGCAGGGACCGGGCGGGGCGGCGCUCCGCUUCUUCCGAGCACCUCCGGGAGGAUGAGCAGCAAGGAAGAGCAGAGCAAGUGCUGCCCGCCCGCUGCUCCCGGCUCCACCUUCACCAUUCAGUCCAUCCUGGGCAGCGGCAGCGCCGACGGCCCCCGGGAACCGGGCCCCAAGGCGGCCCCGUGGCCCCCCCGAGGUCGGAACCUCUCCCUUUCCUCUGACGAAGAGGAACCGAACGAGAGCUGGAAACACCGCGCCUGCUUCUGCCCCGAAGCCCACGGCCCCGCCGAGCCGUGCCGUAAGCAGCAGCCCCUCGGCUUCGCCCGUCUCGGCAGCACCAAGGGCAGCGGAGCGGCUGCGGGCGGAGCGGAGCGGCCCCCCUUCCUCUCGGCUUCCCCGCAGGACUUUAAGGAGGACAAGGAGAAGCCGCUGGGACCCCCCUCGCCCUCCUACGGGGACCGACAGCGCGACGGCGGGGACCGGCAGGCCGGGGCCGCCAAGAAGAAGACGCGCACGGUGUUCAGCCGCAGCCAGGUGUACCAGCUGGAAUCCACCUUCGACAUGAAACGCUACCUGAGCAGCUCGGAGAGGGCCUGCCUGGCCUCCAGCCUGCAGCUCACCGAGACCCAGGUGAAGACGUGGUUCCAGAACCGCCGCAACAAGUGGAAGCGGCAGCUCUCGGCCGAGCUGGAGGCGGCCAACAUGGCCCACGCCUCGGCGCAGACUCUGGUGGGGAUGCCGCUGGUGUUCAGAGACAAUUCCCUCCUGCGGGUGCCGGUGCCGCGCUCCAUCGCCUUCCCCGCUCCUCUCUACUACCCCGGCAGCAACCUCUCGGCCUUACCGCUCUACAACCUCUACAAUAAGAUCGAGUACUGAGAGCCCGCCCGCCCCGUCGGGGCUGGGAGCGGCCGCGCCUCCCGGCUUCGGCUCCGGGACCGCCUGCGGGGCUUAGGGCCCGGGACUUCGGGAUUCGGCUCUGGAGGUUCUGCUCCGGCUCCGAGGCGCCGGGUCCGGGGAUUCGGGAUUCGGGUUCGGGGCCGCUUCCAGCGGCAAUCCGGAGAGGUUUGGAACUGAUGGGGGUGGGAGGGGUGAGGUCGGGGCUCCCCCUCCCCCCGCCCAGCGUUAUCCUGCCACUUGAAAAGAAAAUUAAUUAAAAAAAAAAAAAAAAAAAAAAAGAAAAGAAAAGAAGAAGAAGAAGCAGCGCUAUUUCAGAUCUGUACAUAUUUUUAAAGGAAAUAAAACGUUUUAAGCCUCGUUUGU
Messenger RNA from Gallus gallus (chicken), 1291 nucleotides. RefSeq names its product H6 family homeobox 2 (gene HMX2). Gene Ontology annotation, molecular function: RNA polymerase II transcription regulatory region sequence-specific DNA binding; DNA-binding transcription factor activity, RNA polymerase II-specific. The record is from RefSeq and is a predicted model, not a curated record. Bases 86 to 907 code for a protein of 273 amino acids. The transcript is spliced from 3 exons. Gene Ontology annotation, biological process: regulation of transcription by RNA polymerase II. Lineage: Eukaryota; Metazoa; Chordata; Aves; Galliformes; Phasianidae. Gene Ontology annotation, cellular component: nucleus.